Saimiri boliviensis boliviensis (Bolivian squirrel monkey) is the source of this 1986-nucleotide messenger RNA. RefSeq names its product DNA damage regulated autophagy modulator 1 (gene DRAM1). Gene Ontology annotation, biological process: regulation of autophagy. The record is from RefSeq and is a predicted model, not a curated record. Gene Ontology annotation, cellular component: lysosome. NCBI's taxonomy places the organism in Eukaryota, Metazoa, Chordata, Mammalia, Primates, Cebidae.
CCGCCCGCCGCCCGCCGCCUCGCUCAGCUCUUCGCGCUUCCUCUCCCUCCCGGACUGGGCCUGCCCCGCCCGUCGCGGAGCCUUCCUGUCCCGCCGCCCGUGACCGCCCGCGCCCGGCCGCCGCCUACAGGCAGCCCGGAGCAACCCGGAGCAACCCGGCGCCCGGCCCCGCUGAGCGCAGCGCUCUCUCGGCGGCGGCGGCGGCGCGAUGCUGUGCUUCCUCAGGGGAAUGGCUUUCGUCCCCUUCCUCUUGGUGACCUGGUCGUCAGCCGCCUUCAUCAUCUCCUACGUGGUGGCUGUGCUCUCCGGGCACGUCAACCCCUUCCUCCCCUACAUCAGUGAUACAGGAACAACACCUCCAGAGAGUGGUAUUUUUGGAUUUAUGAUAAACUUCUCUGCAUUUCUUGGUGCAGCCACGAUGUAUACACGAUAUAAAAUAGUAGAGAAGCAGAAUCAAACCUACUAUUUCAGCACUCCUGUUUUUAACUUGGUGUCUUUAGUUCUUGGAUUGGUGGGAUGUAUUGGAAUGGGCAUCGUCGCCAAUUUUCAGGAGUUAGCUGUGCCAGUGGUUCAUGACGGGGGCGCCCUUUUGGCUUUUGUCUGCGGUGUCAUAUACACGCUCCUACAGUCUGUCAUAUCUUACAAAUCCUGUCCCCAGUGGAACAGUCUCUCGACGUGCCACGUACGGAUGGCCAUCUCUGCUGUUUCUUGCGCAGCUGUCGUCCCCAUGAUUGCCUGUGCUUCAUUAAUUUCCAUAACCAAGCUGGAGUGGAAUCCAAGAGAAAAGGAUUACAUAUAUCAUGUAGUGAGUGCGAUCUGUGAAUGGACAGUGGCCUUUGGUUUUAUUUUCUACUUCCUAACGUUCAUCCAAGAUUUCCAGAGUGUCACCCUAAGGAUAUCCACAGAAAUCAAUGGUGAUAUUUGAAGAAAGAAGAAUUGGAUCUCACUCAGUGAAGGUUGCAGGCCAUUUCUAGAAGCGCUACAGAGGACAGACCGGGUUUUGAUGUCGCCCUGAUUAUUGGGAUGCAUCUGCGGCACGUCCAGGACUUGAAUUUCGUUAAGAAUUUCUAAUAGUUGUACUAUUUCUAAAGAUAUGUUUUCCUAGAGAAUGUAGAGCCUUAUGACAUUGAAGUGAUGUUUUUAUAAUUUUCUAAGUAGAUUUUUUUAUAUUAACAAAUUCAUAUACAGAAAAGACAAGGUGUUACAAAAAAUGGAGAGCUCUUAUUUUUGUACAGAUUCUGUUGUUUUUUUAUUUGUGUGUGAUUUAUGGAAAUACACUAAAUGAGUAAUUUAGGUUCAGUACAUUUAUUACAAAGUGAAUUGGGAUAUUCAUUUGUAAAUUUCAUUCUUAGUGAGUGAACUGUAUAAUUUUUUUUAUCAUGAGAGCAUAUAUAAAAUUCAAUUUGUAACAAUCGUAUACCCAAAUCAUAAAGAUUUAGUUAAUGUAUUAACACUAAGAUACUCUGAAUUUUAGCUAAGCAAAGUGCUUCUACGGAGAGGCCUUCAUGCCAUCGUGUACAGUAGCUCUAAGUGAAUACAGAAGACCUUGGUUUUUGAAAUUCUGCCAUCUUAUUUCUCCUGCUCAUGAGGCCGCCUCUUUUGCUCUUGCUGCUAAUUGGCCAUUUAUAAUGGGUGUAAUUCCAGGUGUAAUGGUUUCAGCAACUCAGGUGAGAACCAUCCUUUAUUGUUACUGGCACAACUUGAUAAAUAGUCUGACCCAGAACUGAAACUCACAUCUCAAAUUCAUUUCAUGCCAGUAAAUGUGACAAAGAGAACAAAGGCCCAAGAGCGAGAAGGGGGCGGCCAAGAAGAACUUCUUGGUGCAGGGUGCUGUUUAUUCGUUCCUCCUUUUCACGCCUGUGGCUGGAUGUCCCACAACACUAUAGGAAAUGUGAGUCAGGCCCUUUGCAUUAAGCAAGAACUACAGACUCCACCUUUUCACCCAAAUCAUGAAUAACCAAUGAAAAGCAAGUUAUUCCAGAGGAA